Molecule: messenger RNA, 6046 nt
Organism: Columba livia (rock pigeon)
Lineage: Eukaryota; Metazoa; Chordata; Aves; Columbiformes; Columbidae
Gene: H6PD
Product: hexose-6-phosphate dehydrogenase/glucose 1-dehydrogenase
Exons: 7
Coding region: 603-2975 (790 amino acids)
Biological process (GO): pentose-phosphate shunt; glucose metabolic process; pentose-phosphate shunt, oxidative branch
Cellular component (GO): endoplasmic reticulum
Molecular function (GO): 6-phosphogluconolactonase activity; NADP binding; glucose-6-phosphate dehydrogenase activity
Source: RefSeq, a predicted model, not a curated record
CGGGACACGGGGGCGGCUCUUUGCGCGGCUUCCCCCGCUGCGGCUGCGUGUGGCAGCCCGGGAAAGGCGGCCUUCCCCCGGGCGAUGCAUUGCCGUGCCUUGAACCCCCGUGCAGCGGCCUCCGCGCUGCACGGACGGGGCGGUGGAGCCGAGCCGUGCACGGCGGGACGGAGGGAAGGUCCCCGGUCCUCCCGUCCCCCGCAGGGCAGCGUGGAGCAGUCCGGGCGGGCGUUUUCCGCGAUGCACGGAGAAGCGGAGGCGGAGCGGGGGCUUUGGAGCCUGAGCUGCCGUCGCUGUGCUGGGGCCAGGGCUUGCUCGCUUUUCGGAGUGAGACUGGAUGUCAGUGCUGUGCUGGAUGGUUAGUGAGAAAGGCCAAACGCUAAUUCAUACAUCUCUCAGCUUGCUUUUAACAAAGGGAACAACCUGCCUUAUCUUGCUUCCUCACCUGACCAUUGAUCAGAGAACCUGCCGUACACUCGGUCACUGGAGAAGAGAGAUCUGUGCGCUGGAAGGGCUGUGGAGGAGAUAAAUUUCCAGCUGCCUUUGCCACUGCAGUCUCUGUAAAGCUCCAGUGUUCCUGGGUCUACCUCCUCUCUUCCAAGAUGCUGAGAAGAGUCCUGUGUGCAGUGUUGUUUGUGGGAACCUUGCCGUCACUGGCCAAGGGAUCCCAGGGCCACAUCUCAGUGGUCUUGUUGGGAGCCACAGGCGAUUUGGCCAAGAAGUACUUGUGGCAGGGCCUAUUCCAGCUCUACAUGGACCAAGUGAGCAGCGGCCACAGCUUCACGUUCCACGGGGCCGCACUGACAGCUCUGGAGCCGGGGCAGAGGCUGAUGUUCGAUGUGCUGAAGAAGCUGGCCUGUCCCCCAGACGAAGCUCCCAACAGAUGUGCCGUGCUCAAGGACCAAUUCCUGAAGCUGAGCCAAUACCACCAGCUGAAGACUGCUGAAAACUACACGGCACUGAACAGAGAGAUUGAGACGCUGCUUCGCCAGGAGGGGCUGAAGGAGGCUGGAAGGAUCUUCUACUUCUCAGUGCCACCGUUUGCCUACACAGAGAUCGCCCGCCACAUCAACAGCAGCUGCAGACCGCCGCCGGGAGCCUGGCUGCGCGUGGUGCUGGAAAAACCCUUUGGCCAUGACCUGGAGUCAGCCCAGCAGCUGGCGGCCGAGCUGACAAGCUUCUUCAGGGAAGAGGAGAUGUACCGGGUGGACCACUACCUUGGCAAGCAGGCUGUAGCCCAUAUCCUGCCUUUUCGAGAUCAGAACCGUCAGUUUCUGGAUCCAAUUUGGAACCAACAUCAUGUGGAAAGAGUGGAGAUUGUCCUGAAAGAGACUGUGGAUGCUAGAGGCCGCACCAGCUUCUACGAGCAGUACGGAGUCAUCCGGGACGUGCUGCAGAACCAUCUCACGGAGGCUCUGAUGUUCCUGACCAUGGAGCUCCCAGCCAACGUGAGCAGGGCCGAGGAGGUUUUGCAGUGCAAGCUGCAGGCCUUCCAGUCCUUGCGGCGCCUGGAGAAAAGCAGCGCCGUGUUGGGUCAGUACCAGGCGUACGCCAGCCAAGUGCAGGACGAACUGCAGAAGGCACAAGACUACAUCAGCACAACACCAACCUUUGCAGGUGUGCUGGUUCACAGUGACAACCUGCGGUGGGAAGGGGUCCCUUUCCUCCUCACUUCUGGGAAAGCUCUGGAUGAACGGGUAGGUUAUGUCCGUGUUCUCUUCAAGAACCGGGCCUACUGCACCCAGAGCGAGACUCUGAGGGACGCAGGACACAGCCAGUGUAAAGCCAAGCAGAUCAUCUUCUACAUCGGGCACGGCGCGCUCAACACCCCCGCGGUGCUUGUGAGCAGGAACCUUUUCAGGCCCGUCAUGCCAGAAGGCAGCUGGAGAGAAGCGGUGGGUCAGUCAGACUUGCACAUUUUUGGACAACCGUUGUCUGAUUACUACGUGUACAGGCCUGUGAAAGAGAGAGACGCGUAUUCUGUCCUCAUCUCCAACAUCUACCAUGGCAGGAAGGACUUCUUCAUUACCACCGAGAACCUGCUGGCCUCCUGGGCGUUCUGGACACCACUCCUGGACAGCAUUUCCUACCAGCCCCUGCGCCUCUACCCGGGGGGCGUGGAGAACCAGCACCUCUUAGACUUUGAAAUGGUGAGCGGGGAGGUGGCAUUCACAGUGGCAGAGCCAGUGGAACUGCUGAACCCCAACAGGCUGAUGCCAAGUGAUUAUAGGACGAUUCAGUCCAAAUUUCGGCAAAGUCCCCUGGUGUCAGCGUGGUCUGAAGACCUGAUUUCCCAGCUGGCUUCUGACAUCGAGAAGACAGCAAGGAGGACCGUGGCGCACUCUGGCCAGUUCCACCUGGCCCUCUCAGGUGGCUCAAGCCCCGUGGUCCUAUUCCAGCGGCUGGCGAGACACCAUUACACCUUCCCAUGGAAGCACACCCACAUCUGGCUGGUAGAUGAACGCUGUGUCCCUCUCACCGACACCGAAUCCAACUUCUUCAGCUUGCACAACCACCUCCUCCAGAACGUCAGGGUGCCCUACUUCAACGUCCACCCCAUGCCUGUGCACCUGAACCAGCGGCUCUGCGUGGAGGAGGACAGAGGCACGGAGCUGUACGCCAAGGAGAUCGUAGCCCUGGUGGCCAACGCCAGCUUCGACCUGGUGCUGCUGGGGGUGGGCAGCGAUGGCCACACUGCCUCGCUCUUCCCCCGCUCCGACAACGGCUUGGAAGGGGCUCAGGCUGUGGUGCUGACUGAAAGCCCUGUCAAACCUCACCAACGGAUGAGCCUCAGCCUACCGCUCAUCAACAAGGCCAGGCAGGUGUUUGUCCUGGUUUUGGGGAAGGGUAAGCACGACAUCACCACGCUGCUCAGCAGAGUGGGCCACGAGCCAAGGAAAUGGCCCGUCUCGGGUGUCAGCCCCAGCUCCGGCCAGCUGGUGUGGUACGUGGACUAUGAAGCUCUGCUUGGGUGAUGCCACAGUGUCCAUCCUCCCCUUACAGCCUGGAUUUUCCUACACGACGUCCAUGUUUCUCUGUUGCCAGCAGCAGCUUCAUCUCUAACAGACUCCUCUGACCUCCUGGGAGAUCCGUGGCCUGCAGUGCCUCUGACAUUUGAGCCUGGAAAGGAGCUCAGCUCAGUGUGCAGAGCUGUGGAGGAACCAAGAGCCAAGUGCAGCAUUUCUGGCUCUGCUGGGGGUUCUGACUGUGACUUUGGGCAAAUUACCUCACCUUGAAGUGCCUCAGUUUUCCCCUGUCAGGCCUUUGUGGUUAUUAGCAUUUAACUACCUCGCAGGCACUACGGGAAACUUGUGGAAUACCUGCCAAUUUUUGUUUUCUUUUUGUAAAUUCUCAGGCUAGAAGACAAUAAUAACGUGUUCAUCACUGACCUGCCCAGUCUGGCAGAGGCAGAGUUGUUGUCUCAGUAAAAUGAUGGUUCUGUGCACAUCUGUAGCCUUGUCUGUACAGCCCAGACACCGCCUGUGGCCGCGCUCUCCUGGGAGCAGGGACACCCCUCUGCCCUUGUGGCGUGUGGCCCCUAAAUGCUGCCACCGAUUUGGGGGCUCAGUGCAGUCCCGAGUCUUUGCAAAUUGCCCAGCAGCAGAGGCUGAGUUUACAGGCAGUAAUUUGCUGCUUUCAUUAAGUGCAUAGCUGGUACCGUGGGGGAUGGAGAAGGCAGACACUUUGCUUUUUAGGCUGUUAGAAUAAUGGGGACAGGGUGAGGGAUGUGGCAGUGCACAGAGCUGUUUUUUGCCUGCAGUGCAAUAAUUAUUGAGUGAAAAGUGAAAAGCUUGGUGUUAGACGAGUUGUUUGGGUUUAGCCAGCAAAGAAAUGCUUCUUUUAACUGUCUUUGUCUCAUUCUCCGAAAUGAACUUUUCUCUGUCCUCAGAAUUGAAGCUUGCAGUGCCAUUCAGUGGCUUAUAAAAUUUCUGUGGGAGGCACCUUUAUAAGCUAUUGACAUAUCCGUCAUUACAGCACACACUGAGGUGGUUACGGUGUUUGCGGAUGGUGGUGGUGGGGUUUGAUCUCAAGGAUGCUGACAUAAGGGGAGGGAAUUUUCUCUGUACAUAUCUCUUGGGCACACGGAACUAGGAAAUUGCACCUCUGACAGGACAGUUUAAGGGGUUAUAGAAACGUAUAGUUCUGUUGCUCACAGGAAGGGUUGGAGACAUCACAUCCUACCUAGAUACCCCACUCUCCCCUUCCUAAUUUUCACCUUCCUAGAAUGCACAAGGGGUGUCUCUCUGCUUUCAUGAUAUCCCCAAAUCCUCCAUGAUCUUAAAUCCUCCCCUGCGCAAGGAUCUGUAGAAUCUAGUGAUGGAGACGCAAAUCCGGGUACAAAUAGGUGCUACAUUCUGAGAGCACAUGAAUCAAGGCGGGCAGGUCUAUACAGCCUGUGCUCCCACGUGUCCAAGUUGUUGCCUUUCAGUAUAAUGCUUCUCUUAAUGCAGAAAUCAGACUUGUCUUCUGCUAAUCAGUCAGGUAAAGGUGCGCUGAGCAAGCUCUGGAGAGCCUGUUCCCUACCAGCAGCCCCUGGGCAGACAGGGCAGGGAGAACAUCACCUGGCAGAAGCUGCGCGCAGCACGGAAAGGCCAAAUUCCCAGGGACGGGCUGUGAUUUCUGGCAGACACCUUGCAGAUGGUCCAGAAAAGCCGCCUUUUAUAUAGUCUGUGUGACUAAAGCGAGUUGUGCUGAUGCACAUCGCUUUGCUUUUGCGUGGGAGAGGAGGCGUUGCGGUGGUGCGGCGUUCGCAAAGGCUCAGGCGCUGAAGAGCCACAAGUGCCUUCACUGGUCUGGUUUGACAAGCGGGAUGGCUGGUUUUCCAUCUUCUGUGGGUGUUUGUGAAUAAGUCGCUCCUCCCUGUUCCGUGGUUUAGCUCCAGCACAAACACCAGAGGGUGCAGAUCAAUAAGAGGGGAGCGGAGGAAAGCAGGAGGCAGGUGGGCGCUGCGGGUCCCUUGGUGCGGGACUUGUCUUUGCAGUGGAUUUGCUGACAGUGGAGUCUGGAAUAAGAGCGUACGCCGAGCAGUUACCAUCUUUGUAGAUGGGUGCGCGCAAGCACUGGCUCCAAAAUACACCACAGUGGCUGAAACAGCCAUGCAGAGGAAGAUGCUUUAGGUCUGGUAUGUUUAAACAUAUAUAUAUAUAUAUAUUUUAAAAACAAAAAUAGCCAUGUUAACUUAAUUCCAGUUCUUUUGUAUUUGGUGUGAGGGAACAAACGUUAAUGAAAAUUUACCUAUGUGCGAAUAAAUAUAUAAUUAUGAAUGACAGAAUUUAUUAUGACUACUUUACUGUGGCAUUGGUGUUUUCUUAUUUCUGCACAGUUUCUUGCUAAUAUUUGGCUGGCACAUUUUGCAAUAAACAUUGAUUUGAGAGACGUUUAUUUGCACUUUUAACUAAGCAGGUGUGUUUUCCCCAGAGAGCAGCUCUUCUUUCCAGCUGAAAAUAAGGUCCAUUUGCAAAGUCUCUAAUGAGUCACCCCCAAAUUCAUCCUAGAUGUUAUUAAAAUACAGUAAAUUUUACACCCGUUUUCCUCUUUGGGUUGUUUGGGGGUUUUUUAGAAGUUUAUUUGUCAAAUGAAAACCAAAUAUUUUAAAAUAUAUAAAAUUUGUGACUGCAGAGGGGAAGAAGGGUUAAACAAGCAGCAAAUCUGAUGAGGAAGAAUGGUAGAAAUCCACUGGGCUAUAGGCCAAGGCAGCAGUGCUAUUUUUAUUUUGUGAAAGCUAUUAAUAGGUGUGCACCUCCUUAGAGCUGGUAUUAACCUUUCUUUGCAAAAACAACUCCAUGGAGUAACAUCUUAUAGUCUGUUUCUCCCAUAAGUGAUUAGUGAUACCAAUGUUUGGUUUUUAAGUGCAUUCCUAGCAUUCAAUGGUAUGAUGAUUUAUAUGUUUUACAGAAAACUAACACUGGAAGUAAAUAAUUUUUCACUUCAACUUUUGUACAUUGACUUAUAAAGUCUUAUUUUCCCAUGAGUAAAGUUUUGUGAUUCCUUUCAUGUUGUGUAAUGGAGAAUUAUAUUUAUGAAAAAUAAAUAGUUUUUAACAAAA